UAUCAAUUUUAAGUGUAUAAGUUAUUGCAUAUACAUUUGAGUUUAUACAAGACAUAAGUUUUCCACGCCCGUCAUUUGUUUUAACAUGAGAGCUGCCCAGCCAAUAGGGAGGCUCCAAGCGCCUCAAAAAAUGUAUGCUUAUGUCAGCCUCUGAUGAGGAAGUCGGAGCGGUCCUUGGUUGUUACCUUGCGAGUUUAUAAUUCCAGCUCUCUUUUGCUCCAUGGCCCUCUCCAGUAUCCGCUGUUGAGUCGUUCUGACUCUACGAGAAUUUCUGAAUAAAUCUGUUGUUUGCUCAGGAUCUGAUCUAGCACCAAGAUAUUUUUCGGGAGUCAUAUCUGAAUCUGAUUGCUUUGGCGUAUAAAAGCUGCGCCUGGCUUGCGCCUCUUUCCUUCCGCUUCAACAACCUCAACUUCUCCCUUAAGUUAAGAAAUACACGCAAUACCCACAACUUCCUAAAGAUGUUAUCAGCUUCUAAGCGUCUGGGAAAGGAGCUUUCAAAGAUCCACUCGAACCUACCACCAGGAAUAAGCUUAGUCGCUGCGGAUGGCUUCGCAGAGUGGUUCAUGGAUAUCCAAGUCCUCGAUGCGAAUCCGAUCUAUUUGAAUCAAACUUUCCGCCUUAAAUUCAAGUUUACUAACGCAUAUCCAAUCGAGGCCCCUGAGGUAACCUUUGUCAAAACUGCAGACCGUCCGAUCCCAAUACAUCCCCACAUCUACUCGAAUGGCUUUAUAUGUUUAGAUCUGCUGGGAAAGCAGGGAUGGAGUCCGGUCCAGAACGUGCAAAGCAUCUGCAUGAGCAUCCAGAGCAUGCUAACCGGCAACACAAAGCCGGAACGGCCACCUGGAGACGAGGAAUUUGUCAGGACAAAUAGACAGACGGCGAGGGAUGUCAGCUAUAUCUACCAUGACAACCAAGUGUGAUACAUGUAUAUUAUGGAAGAGGAGUUCAAGGAAGUUAUUUACGCUUAGCGCUGAGCAGAAACGAAGCACAGUCGAUGUUACUUGAAACCUCAGCAUAAAUGUAUUGCGAGAUAUUAGGCGUCUAUUAUUAGACUUCACGAAAUUAUGAUAUGAGCCCAU
Messenger RNA from Pseudogymnoascus destructans, 1079 nucleotides. RefSeq lists its product as uncharacterized. The transcript is spliced from 3 exons. Lineage: Eukaryota; Fungi; Ascomycota; Leotiomycetes; Thelebolales; Thelebolaceae. The record is from RefSeq and is a predicted model, not a curated record. The coding region runs from base 459 to 920 and encodes 153 amino acids.